GACGGAUCCCGGCGGAUCCCGACGGAUCCCGGCGGCGGCGGCGGGUCCCCGGGCCCGGGAAUCCCGGCGGAGCCAUGUUAAGGAGGAUUUUGCAGCGGACUCCAGGGAGAACUGGCUCUCAAGGCUCCGAUUCAGAUCCAUCUGCGGCCCCUGGAAACACCGCAGAUGUGAACAAUGAUGGCUCUUCAGAGGGCUUCAUAUGUCCCCAGUGUAUGAAAUCCCAUGGAUCUGCUGAAGAACUUUGUAAACACUAUGAAGCGGUUCAUGAUUCUGGUAAUGAUACAAGUCAUGGAGGAGAGACAAAUCUCUUUCUGAAAAGAGAUGACAUAACACUACUCCGACAGGAGGUCCAGGACUUACAGGCUUCUCUUAAGGAGGAAAAAUGGUACUCAGAAGAACUGAAGAAAGAAUUAGAAAAAGUACAAGGAAACCGACAAGACUCUAAAUCUGAUGGAUUGGCAUCUGAUUCAUCAGCAGACCUACAGUCGUUGGAACAGCAGUUAGAAGAAGCCCAAACUGAAAAUUUUAACAUUAAACAAAUGAAAGACUUGUUUGAGCAGAAAGCAGCCCAGCUUGCCACUGAAAUUGCAGAUAUAAAAUCAAAGUAUGAUGAGGAAACAAGUCUCCGAGAAGCUGCUGAACAGAAGGUGACAAGCUUGACGGAAGAAGUAAAGAAAGAAAUGGUCGCAAUUCAAGAUUUAAAGACUGAGCUGCUUCAGCGGCCUUGCGUAGAAGAUGUUGCUGUGCUGAAGAGGGAACUGGUUCAGGUUCAGACACUAAUGGACAACAUGACACUUGAGCGGGAGAGGGAGUCUGAACGACUUAAAGAUGAGUGCAAAAAGCUACAGGCAGAAUACGCUAUAUCAGAGGCUACAAUAAGUCAACUAAGAGCUGAACUUGCCAAAGGCCCUCAAGAAGUUGCUGUGUAUGUUCAAGAACUACAGAAACUUCAGAGUUCAGUUAAUGAAUUUGCUCAACAAAAUCAAAAUCUAACUGAAAAGUUGUUGAAGAAAGAACUAGAUUACACCAAGUUAGAGGAAAAGCAGAAUGAAGAAUCCCUGAGUAAAAACACCCUACAAGCAAGCCUUCAUCAAAAAGAUCUGGACUGUCAACAACUUCAGGCAAGACUUUCAGCUUCGGAAGCCUCUGUCCAGAGGAUACAGUUAGAGCUUGGCGAAAAGGGGGAGGCAAGUCAGAAACUUAAAGAGGAAUUAUCAGAAAUAGAGACCAAGUACCAGCAUCUCAAGGCAGAGUUUAAACAACUACAGCAACAGAGAGAGGAAAAGGAGCAGCAUAGCCUUCAGCUUCAGGGUGAGAUCAAUCAGUUGCACAGUAAACUCCUGGAAACAGAGCGCCAACUAGGAGAAGCCCAUGGAAGGCUUAAGGAACAAAGACAGCUCUCCAGUGAAAAACUGAUGGACAAAGAACAACUAGUGGCUGAUCUACAGCUCAAACUUUCUCGUUCUGAAGAGCAGGUGAAGGAAAAAACAACAAAUUUCACUGAAUUACAGCAUCAGUUAGAGAAAACAAGGCAACAGCACCAAGAACAACAGGCUCUCCAGCAAAGCACAACAGCAAAACUGCGAGAAGCCCAGAAUGAUUUGGAGCAAGUUUUGCGCCAAAUUGGAGACAAAGACCAAAAGAUCCAAAACCUGGAGGCCCUGCUUCAAAAGAGUAAGGAAAACAUUUCCUUACUGGAAAGAGAAAGAGAAGACCUUUAUGCAAAGAUUCAGGCCGGGGAAGGGGAGACUGCCGUUCUUAACCAACUACAAGAGAAAAAUCAUACAUUACAGGAGCAGGUAACUCAACUAACAGAGAAGCUGAAAAAUCAGUCCGAAAGCCACAAACAGGCCCAGGAGAAUCUGCACGAACAGGUGCAGGAGCAGAAGGCACAUCUGAGGGUGGCCGAAGACCAUGUGCUCUCUCUAGAAACCAGCGUCACUGAGCUAAAUAGCCAGCUAAAUGAAAGCAAAGAGAAAGUGGCCCAACUUGACUUACAGAUUAAAGCAAAAACUGAAUUAUUGUUGUCAGCUGAGGCAGCAAAAACUGCUCAAAGAGCAGAUCUUCAGAAUCAUUUGGAUACAGCACAAAAUGCAUUACAGGAUAAGCAACAGGAGUUAAAUAAGAUUAAUACUCAGUUGGAUCAAAUUACUGCUAAACUCCAUGACAAGCAAGAGUAUUGUGUCCAGCUGGAAACUACGCUUAAAGAAUAUAAAGAAAAGCAUCUUUCAUUAGAACAGAAAGCUGAGGGUCUUGAAGGACAGCUCAAGAAACUUGAAGCUGAUAUUCUUGAAGUUAAGUCUUGUAAGGAACAAGCUUUACAGGAUCUGCAACAGCAAAGACACCAGUAUACAGAGCUAGACCUCAGAACGACGGAAUUGAGUAAAAAAUUGGAGGCAGAAAAAGAAUUAUUAUCUGCAGCUAAUUUGGAUUUAAAGAAAAAAUCUGACGCCUUCGAACAAGCCAAGCAGCAGCUCUCCAAGCAAGAGGAAGAAAAAGAAAGUCUUAAGCAAGAAAUUAAGAAAUUAAGUCAAGAUGUAAAGCUGCAACAUCAAGAAUUCGAUGACAAGAUUCAGGCAUCAGUGACAGAAAUGCAAAAAGUGAAAUCAGAGAAAGAAACCAUAAUAAAGGAACUUUCCAGCACCAAAGACAAAUUAUCAAAAACAUCUGAUUCACUGAAAGAUUCAAAGAAUCAAUUGGAAAAAGAAAAGCAGAAAGGAAAAUCAGCUUUGGCAGAAUUGGAAAAAUCUUGCAAAGAAUUAAAGCUCCAACUUCAAGUGCAGGAAGAGUCUGCCACUAAGGAACAGGAUAACCUGAAAAAGUCAGUGGAGAAGGAGAAAGAGGCUUUCAAGCUUUUGACAGCAGAGCUCAAUUCAUCCCAGGGGCACGUCUCGCAGCUACAAAACACUUUAAAACAGAAGGAAAAAGAGGAGAAGCAGUUUCAGGCAAAGCUAGAUGAGUUGAAGCAAUUGUCUGAGCAGAGGAAAAAGCAGAAUGAAACACAUGAAGCUGAACUAAAAAUUGCCCUUUCCCAAAAGUCAGAAAUUGAGAGUAAACUUCAGCAGCAGAUAACCUUAUCAGCACAGGAACUAACAGCAGAAAAGGACAAAAUAGUGCAGCUGCAGAAGACCUGUGAAAAAAAUCAGGAAAACUUGAAGCAGCUUCAAUCUGAUUUUUAUGGUAAAGAAUCAGAGCUUUUAGCAACAAGGCAGGACCUUAAGUCUAAAGAAGAACUGCUCACUUUAGCUCAAGAAGAUUUGAUUUCGAACAGGAACCAAAUUGGGAGCCAGAAUAAAUUAAUCCAAGAACUUAAAAGCCUAAAGGCCAGUCUGGAGCAGGAUAUAUCAAAAAAAGAACUUCAGUUGAAGGAACAGAACAAAUCGUUACAGGAAAUGCAGAAGGAAAAGGCUCUUAAAGAAAAAGAAUUAGCAAAUGAAAAAUCCAGAGUGACUGAGCUCCAGGAAAUUAAGAGUAGACAGGAAAAAGAAGUUGCAAAAUUGAAUGAAGAACUUGUGUCAUGCAAGCAGGAGAACUUAAAGGAGUUAACCAAUCUAAAGGAUGCCAAGCAGCUGUUGAUUCAGCAGAAACUAGAGCUGCAGAGCAGAGUAGAUUCCUUGAAGUCAUCUCUGGACCAGGAGAAGAAGAAUCAGCAGAUGGUUAAAGAUCAGUUGAAAAAGACAGAAGAAGAACUGAAGAAAGAAAUGACUGAAAAUGAAGCCAAAUUGUGUAUCCAAAUAAAAGAAAAAGAAGAGGAGAUUAAGAAACAUGAAGAGGCCGAGGCCAAACUCACCAUGCAGAUUACCGCUCUGAAUGAAAAUCUGGGCACAGUGAAAAAGGAGUGGCAGACCAGCCAACGGAGAGUCAGUGAACUAGAGAAACAGACUGAUGAUUUGCGAGGUGAAAUCGCAGUAUUGGAAGCGACCGUGCAAAAUAAUCAGGAUGAAAGAAGAGCUCUCCUAGAAAGGUGUCUUAAAAGUGAAGGCGAAAUAGAAAAGCUUCAAGCCAAAGUACUGGAAUUGCAACGAAAGCUAGAUAACACAACUGCUGCGGUGCAAGAACUGGGCAGAGAAAAUCAGUCACUACAGAUUAAGCAUACGCAAGCCUUAAACAGAAAGUGGGCUGAAGAUAAUGAGGUACAGAACUGCAUGGCCUGUGGAAAAGGUUUUUCCGUCACAGUGAGAAGGCACCACUGUAGACAAUGUGGAAAUAUCUUUUGUGCUGAGUGUUCAACAAAAAAUGCCUUAACUCCUUCUUCAAAGAAGCCUGUCCGUGUCUGUGAUGCUUGUUUCAACGACUUGCAAGGAUAAUUGAUUAUCUCAACCAACAGCUAAGCGAAACACUAAUAUUAGAAAUUUUGUUGAUGCCCUCCAUAGAGCACUCAGAUGGCUAUUCGGUUUGGAUGACGGUUGUAACACUUGGCCAAAUUAGUAUAUUUUGAAAUGUUUGUUGAUAUCAAAUAAAGUUACUGUAUUUUUGUGAGAUUUGGACUCCUAUCACCAAUUACUUUCUUUCCCUUUAUCCUGGAAAUCACUUUCAUGCCUAGUUUAGGUUUUCCCAGUUUCAUGUAAAUAAAUGUUGAACAGAAGAUAGCAAUGUAUUUUUUUAAACUUAAUUUUCUUGUUCACAAACAUUGAUGUAAUACUGUAGCAUACUGAGCUUUAUCUAAAAAUGAAAGUGGCAAAAAUGGGCAAGAAUUUGAUGUCAGACGUUUUUGUUACAUAUUAUUUACUUACCACAUUCAAGUGCAUUAUGAAUAUUCUUUAUAAAACAUGGGCUGCCUCAUAGAUGUCUUAGCAAUGUUCCUUAUUCUCAUAGUGCUUUAGGCGAUAGGCCAUUUGCAGCAUUAGGUUGUUGCAGAGCUAUUGCAUGAAAGUCCAAAUACAAUAUAUGUUAAGCAUGUCAGGGCCAUGAAUUCAAGCCUGACUUCUAUUUUAAUAAUACUGAUGAUUCUGUUGUACUGAUUUUUUACUGAGUUCUGGAAGGAGAAAAGAAAUGGCUUACUUUGGUUCAUGCCUAUUGGGAUAUAUUUUUUUGAAAACUUAGAAUUUUUACGGGCUGAAUUUUUUUAAUUUUAAUUCUUUUUUGAUCCAUUAAUAGUCCGACAUUGUUGAUCGAUAGAUGAUAUAGCUAUAUAUGAAACAGCUGCCCCUUGCUGGGUUUCUUCCUAGUGAAAAGUCUCUUGUGGUUAGUCAUUUCAUGGAAGACGUUAUUUUUCCAAACCUCCUUAUCCCCUCAGGAAAAUUUAAGAAGCCCUGUCUUUCAGUGGGGUUGAGAUUCCAUUUCCAGCAAUUCAUUUUGACUUUCCAAAAUGCAAUAAAUGUGUAGUGCAAAUGUACUUCUUAUGAAAGUCUCAUAUUAGCGCCUUGAACUUGUAAUAUACUGCUGCAGGUCUCUUUGUUGAAAAAUAAGUCAGUGAAACAGCACUAUGACAUAAAAGCUUUAUAUUCCUGUUUCGUGGUUUCUUCUCUUUACGUAUAAUGAAAGAAUUUUGAAAAGGGAGCUAAAGCAGUAUAGAAUUUGAUUUGGAAUUUGAGGCUUUUCAGCAGCUGAGAAAUUGAUAGGAGAAAAAACUACAAGACAGUAUCUUCAGAUAGUAUGAGGAUUACCAAAAGCAAAGAAAUUAUAUGUCCCAUCGUUCCUCAACACAGAAUAACUUAAUUCUUAAGGAGAAAGAAUUGCCUUGAUGCUCCAAGAGGAGACGGACUGAGCCUGGAACUGUUCUGAGGAAUGAAAUCGUUAUGUCCAUAUCUAUAUUUAUAUGAAAUUGGAGGUACAUAUGAAAGUAUUUCGUUGCUUCCAGUUAUUAAGUUUUGAAAGGAUGCCCAGAGGGUUUAUAACCUAAGAAAUGGCUCUAAUUUUAUUUGAUUAUUUGAGGGGAAAAAAGCAAUGAAAUACCUUUUUCAGUUGCAGUAAAAACACAGCAUACUUCUCCAAAAUGUAGAUGCUAAUAUAUGUAAAAAAAAAGGUAUUUGCUUAGUCUUCUGUAAAAUAGUCUGCCUGGAAGGAAAUGCACAGUAUAAGAAUAGUUUAAAAUUGGCACUUGAAUUUUGUUGUUGAAAACCUUCCAAGGCGAUAGUUUUCGUAUUUUCAAUAUGGACAGCAUUAACACACUCGAGUUAGAAUUUUUCAGAAAAACCCAGACACACAUAGUACCUCCAUAUGUCGAUAUGUUUUAAAAACAUAAAAUAAGGCAGAUAUCUCUAUAUCACUUAGCUUUGCACUUGGACACGGCGUGUGUUAAGCUUUCCCCUGGAAAAAAGUAAAAUUGUAGAGACCACUAAAGUAAUCAUCAGUUAGUCAUUAUAACCUAAUGAUCCGCAUGCAGAAUUCUCUUGCUUAUACUCAAGGUGUCACGAUGAUAUGUAAUAAGUAAAUUCUGAGUACUCGCUAGACCAUAAGAUGUUGGCAUUUAAAAGUGUGACUUUCCGAUGCACUCUCAUCAACCCAGGAUAUUUUAGAAGCAGAUGUUGAGGGAUUUCCUUUUCAGUUCAAAGUACGUUCUAAGUCCUUAUUGCCGACAUCCAUCGGACGCCUGCUCAUGCUAUUUCUGGCGUCGGGGAGCCGGCCAGUCCAGAGCCGUUGCAUCUGGCGUUGAUGCGAAGUAGAAAGUAGAUUGGUGGAAGUGUGUAGGUAAAACGGCUGCCCUUGACGUCAAGGUGUACCUGCAAAACUUUUGUACAAAGAAGGCGAAAAUAGCUGCUUGUAAAGGAUCCCUCCUUUUUGUAAGAAAAGGGAAAAACACAAAAAACCUCAAUGCAGUAUAUAAAUAAGAUUUUGUUUCAACUACCUCUCGGUGCGGAAUUUAACCAAUUAGUUAGCGUUGGAUAUUUUCCACAGUGGUGUUAUGGAAGUGGUAAUACCUGCCAAAUUUGCCAGUAUUCAUAGCCUCCAAAAUAGCUUAUUCUUUGUGAUUUUCUUUUUAAACUGUACAUUUUGAAGAAUUGUAGAGUGAAUUUUGUUCCCUUGAGCCCUCUAUCUUGAGGCACAUAGACUUCUUGCUCGGGAGAGUAGGAUGUAAGGACUGACUUUUAUUUUUGUGCUCUUGUUUGGCUUUAUGUGUGCUCCAGUCAAACAACCAGGGACGGUAUUAUCCAUGGAAUUAAUGUGCCAUUAAUUUAGCAUUCCUAGAACACUCGCCAUGGGCUUGAUGAAUAAUACUCUGGAAUAGUCGUGUGCCACACAUCCUGUCUUAAUUGACUUUUGCCUGAGUUUUGAUUAUCAAUUUGUUAUUGUUGCAGAUGUGAAUAUUGUGCAUAAAACUUACUAAAUUUGUGUAAAAUUGUAUAAACUAGAUUUGGACAGAGAUAACUCUUUAUUAUGUAGAAAUGAUAAAUUUGUAGUUAUAUUAUGAUGCAGUUUUAUGUACGAAGCACCGUGUACGUCCUUAAACUGGAUCAGACGACUCAUUGUCCCUGUAGAUAGUUUGGCAUGACUUUUUUUUCCCCAUCGGAUAUUUUGAAUCUUAUUUCGUGUUGUGUUUACUACUACUUGUGAUCAUGUGGUUGUGCCUUAUAUUGUGAAAGAGUUUAGUUCAGUAUGCACUGUAAUUCCUAAACUCAGCAAUUGGAAAGUGAUUAUGAGUAUAUUUGAGACAUUUUACCACACAGCACCCAAUUCUGUAUAAAGUACAAUGGAAGGAUACUUGUUGAAAUGUUGCUUUUGUUUUCUAAUCUGUUGAAGGAAUGGUAAUAAAAAGGACUCUUUCUAGCA
Tachyglossus aculeatus (Australian echidna) is the source of this 7710-nucleotide messenger RNA. It is a transcript of the gene EEA1, whose product is annotated as early endosome antigen 1. The record is from RefSeq and is a predicted model, not a curated record. Gene Ontology annotation, molecular function: metal ion binding; 1-phosphatidylinositol binding. Bases 75 to 4307 code for a protein of 1410 amino acids. Gene Ontology annotation, biological process: endocytosis. The transcript is spliced from 29 exons. Lineage: Eukaryota; Metazoa; Chordata; Mammalia; Monotremata; Tachyglossidae. Gene Ontology annotation, cellular component: early endosome.